Nerophis ophidion (straightnose pipefish) is the source of this 3191-nucleotide messenger RNA. RefSeq names its product proteasome 26S subunit, non-ATPase 1 (gene psmd1). Gene Ontology annotation, molecular function: enzyme regulator activity. The transcript has 24 exons. Bases 181 to 3072 code for a protein of 963 amino acids. Lineage: Eukaryota; Metazoa; Chordata; Actinopteri; Syngnathiformes; Syngnathidae. Gene Ontology annotation, cellular component: proteasome storage granule; proteasome regulatory particle, base subcomplex; proteasome complex. Gene Ontology annotation, biological process: proteasome-mediated ubiquitin-dependent protein catabolic process; regulation of protein catabolic process. The record is from RefSeq and is a predicted model, not a curated record.
AGGCAGCAAUGUGGGAGGGGACCUCUGGCUUUGUCAGAGAGAAGUUAGCAGCAGGUUAGCUACGUCACUGUCUCACACUUACAAACACUUAUUUUACUUUUACUACACUUUAAACUUUCUCACCGAGGUCCAUCCUUGGAACCUUCCAGUCGGAAUAGAGGAGGAAGGAGCAGGUCAACUAUGAUAACGUCGGCUGCUGGAAUUAUUUCCCUUCUUGAUGAGGAGGAACCGCAGCUCAAGGUGUUCGCGCUACAGAAGCUGGACCACCUUGUCAAUGACUUCUGGGCUGAAAUUUCAGGAUCUGUUGACAAAAUCGAGGUUUUGUAUGAAGAUGAGACGUUCCGGAACAGAGAAUUUGCCGCUCUGGUGGCCUCUAAGGUUUUCUAUCAUCUUGGUGCCUUUGAGGAAUCUCUGAACUACGCGCUUGGUGCUGGAGAUCUCUUCAAUGUCACGGAUGACACCGAAUAUGUGGAAACCAUCAUUGCCAAAUGCAUUGAUCAUUACACCAAGUUGCGUGUGGAGAAUGCUGAGCUGCCAGAGGAUGAAGAAAGGAAAAGUAUCGAUCCUCGCCUUGAGGGUAUUGUCAAUAAGAUGUUCUUACGUUGCCUAAACGACCACAAGUACAAGCAGGCCAUCGGCAUUGCCUUGGAAACUCGACGCCUGGACAUGUUUGAGAAAACCAUCUUGGAAUCGAAUGACGUCAGUGGCCUUCUUGCUUAUAGCCUGAAGGUGUGCAUGUCCCUCAUGCAGAACAAAAAGUUCCGCAAUGAGGUACUGCGGGUUCUGGUCAAACUCUACAUGAACUUGGAGAAGCCUGAUUUCAUCAAUGUCUGUCAGUGCCUGAUAUUCCUGGAUGAUCCUCAAGCUGUUAGUGACAUCUUGGAGAAGUUGGUUAAGGAGGAAAACCUACUGAUGGCCUACCAGAUCUGCUUCGACCUGUAUGAAAGUGCCAGCCAGCAGUUCCUCUCCUCUGUCAUACAAAACCUGAGAACUGUAGGAACACCUAUCCCAGCAGUUCCUGGCUCCACAAAUACAGGCACGGUUUCUGCUCCAGCCAAAGAAAGUGAUGCAAUGGAGACCGACGACAAACCUGGCAGCUCUCCUGCAGGAAAACAAGCAGAUACGAAAGAAGAGCCCAAAGACCAGAACGCCAAGAUGAUCAAAAUCCUCAGUGGGGAGAUGGCCAUUGAGCUGCACUUGCAGUUCCUCAUUCGAAACAACAACACUGACCUUAUGAUCCUCAAAAACACAAAGGACGCGGUCCGAAAUUCAGUGUGCCACACGGCGACAGUCAUAGCCAACUCUUUCAUGCACACAGGCACCACAAGUGACCAGUUCCUCAGAGAGAACCUUGAAUGGCUUGCAAGAGCCACCAACUGGGCAAAAUUCACAGCCACAGCAAGUCUUGGUGUCAUUCACAAGGGCCAUGAAAAAGAGGCGCUUCAGUUAAUGGCUACGUAUCUGCCAAAGGACACGUCGCCUGGCUCUGCCUACCAGGAGGGUGGAGGUCUAUAUGCGCUUGGCCUCAUCCAUGCUAAUCAUGGUGGAGACAUCAUUGACUACCUGCUCAGUCAGCUGAAAAAUGCCAGCAAUGAUAUCGUUCGCCAUGGUGGGGGUCUUGGCCUGGGUCUAGCCGCAUUGGGAACUGCUAGACAGGAUGUUUACGACCUUCUCAAGUCUAAUCUCUACCAGGAUGAUGCUGUCACUGGUGAAGCUGCUGGCUUGGCCCUGGGUCUGGUCAUGUUGGGCUCCAAAUCAGCUCAGGCCAUUGAGGACAUGGUGGGUUACGCACAGGAGACACAGCACGAGAAGAUCUUGCGUGGCCUGGCAGUGGGAAUUGCUCUUGUCAUGUAUGGACGCAUGGAGGAGGCCGAUGCCCUCAUUGAGAGUCUCUGCAGAGACAAGGACCCCAUUCUGCGGCGGUCUGGAAUGUACACCGUAGGCAUGGCCUAUUGCGGCUCGGGGAACAACAAGGCUAUCCGACGCCUGCUCCACGUCGCUGUGAGUGACGUCAAUGAUGAUGUCAGGAGGGCCGCUGUCGAGUCCAUUGGUUUCAUCUUGUUCAGAACCCCUGAGCAGUGUCCCAGUGUGGUGUCCCUUUUGUCAGAGAGCUACAACCCUCACGUUCGUUGUGGUGCCGCCAUGGCUUUGGGCAUCUGCUGUGCCGGAACUGGCAACAAGGAGGCCAUCAAUCUGCUGGAGCCCAUGACCAAUGACCCAGUCAACUAUGUGAGACAAGGUGCUCUCAUUUCCUCUGCCCUCAUCAUGAUCCAGCAAACGGAAGUAACCUGCCCCAAGGUAAACCAGUUUAGACAGCUCUAUGCAAAGGUGAUCAACGACAAGCACGAUGAUGUUAUGGCUAAAUUUGGUGCCAUCUUGGCCCAGGGAAUCCUUGAUGCAGGGGGACGUAACGUGACCAUCUCUCUGCAGUCCAGGACUGGUCACACGCACAUGCCAUCAGUAGUGGGCUUGCUCGUCUUCACCCAGUUCUGGUUCUGGUUCCCCCUCUCCCACUUCUUGUCCUUGGCCUUUACUCCCACUGCCAUAAUUGGCCUCAACAAGGACCUCAAGAUGCCCAAGGUGCAGUAUCGUUCCAACUGUAAGCCGUCUACCUUCGCAUACCCACCAGCACUAGAGGUUCCCAAGGAGAAAGAAAAGGAGAAGGUGUCCACUGCUGUUCUCUCCAUCACAGCCAAGGCAAAGAAAAAGGAAAAGGAAAAGAAGGAGAAAGAGGAGGAGAAGAUGGAAGUGGAAGUGCAGGAGGUGGAGAAGAAGGAGGAGAAGGAGAAGAAGGAUGAGGAGAAAGAGAAGAAGAAGGAGUCAGAGCCUAACUUCCAGCUCCUGGAGAACCCGGCUAGAGUGAUGCCAGCCCAACUCAAAGUCCUCAACAUGCCAGAGAGCUGUCGCUACCAGCCCUUUAAGCAGCUGCACACAGGCGGCAUCAUCAUCAUGAGGGACACCAGCGAGGAAGAGGAGGAGCUAGUGGAGCCCGUCUCAGCUCAUGGCCCCAAAAUUGAGGAGGAGGAGCAAGAACCCGAGGCGCCUGAGCCCUUUGAGUACAUUGAUGAGUAGGAGAGGUAUUUCAAUACACCCAUUUCCACAUCUUUCUCCACGGCUCUUACCCUUUGGCCUUUUCACCCGUUCCCCCUAUAUCGACUUGUCCAUACAAUAAAAAGUGAUCUAUAACAGAA